Ilex paraguariensis (yerba mate) is the source of this 1370-nucleotide messenger RNA. The record is from the annotation of a GenBank genome assembly. NCBI's taxonomy places the organism in Eukaryota, Viridiplantae, Streptophyta, Magnoliopsida, Aquifoliales, Aquifoliaceae.
CUUCCUGCGUGGAUGAUAAGCCACAUGGCAGAGCCAGCCAACCUCACAAAUUACUAGACUUGUUAAACUCUGCAACAAGUACAACCCUGUCAUCCAUGGCGCUAGCCAUUGCUUCCACUGCGCUUUCAAGCCUUCCAACCAGGGAAAUAGCAAGAAAAUCCCAGCCAGGAAAAUUACCUACAUGCUUACUGGGGAAAACUCGUUUGAAUGCAACAAAAGGGGUAUCAAGUAUUUGUGAACCGCUUCCGCCGGAUAGGCCACUGUGGUUCCCUGGCAGUUCACCUCCUGAGUGGCUUGAUGGCAGUCUUCCAGGAGAUUUUGGCUUCGAUCCGCUGGGAUUAGGGUCUGAUCCAGAAUCACUGAAAUGGUUUGCACAAGCUGAGCUAAUCCAUGGCAGAUGGGCAAUGCUUGCGGUUGCGGGAAUUCUAAUUCCAGAAUGGCUUGAAAGCCUAGGCUUCAUUGACAACUUCUCUUGGUAUGAUGCUGGUGCCAGACAAUACUUUGCAGACCCAACAACCUUAUUUGUGGUGCAAUUAGCCCUGAUGGGUUGGGUCGAGGGUCGGAGAUGGGCUGAUAUGAUCAACCCCGGGUGCGUCGACGUUGAACCUUCAUUACCACAUAAGCAAAAACCAAAGCCUGAUGUUGGUUAUCCUGGUGGCAUAUGGUUUGAUCCCCUGAUGUGGGGAAGAGGGUCCCCAGAACCUGUGAUGGUGUUGAGGACCAAGGAGAUCAAGAAUGGGCGGCUUGCUAUGCUAGCUUUUGUUGGCUUUUGUUUCCAAGCAGUUUAUACUGGACAAGGGCCCGUUGAGAACUUGAUGGCUCACAUUGCUGAUCCUGGCCACUGCAACAUAUUUUCGGCCUUCACAUCACAGUGAUGCUGUGGCUAGAAGGCUGGAUGAGGCUCACUACAAUUGGCAUGCAGAUGCCAUCAAUAAACAAAAACAUGUGGUAGGAGGCUCUCACAACCAUCAAGUAUAGUUGCCAUGACACCCACAUUUGGAGACAUUGGUUGUCCUCGCCAUCUCAGAACAAGCUGACUCGCUAUCUCAAAAUAAGCAACGACUUUAGAUUUUUAAUGCUGUCAAUUACAUUGGUUUUUUUUGGACAUGUUCUCACCAGUUAAAUACAACAUCGUCAUGUCGUGGAUUUCAGCAUUUAUGUUUAGGUCCUAGGUCUAAGAUUAAUGUGAAAGUAACAUUUCUCAAAAUCAUGACGACCCAUAUCCUAAAACCGCAUUUCUUGAACUUAAUUGAUAUAUAAUUUGUAAAUCAUUCCUAGAAAAAGCCCUUUAUGCCACUUCAAAUUUACCAUGUUUACGCCGGUAAAGGCUCUUGUGACGCUGACAGAGUCAAUGCAAGGGUGCCCCUCUC